GUACUGAAGACCGUCUCACAGAUAGGCCUGCACCCGCUAGAGAGGAGAUUUAUGAGUACAUCAUCUUCUGGGGAAGUGAUAUCAAAGAUAUUACUGUGUGUGAACCUCCGAAAGCUCAGCACGUGCUCCCGCAGGACCCUGCUAUCGUUCAAUCUUCCCUGGGCUCAGGCUCGGCCUCCUCCUUCCAGCCACACGUGCCUUACAGCCCCUUCUGAGGGAUGCCCCCCUACAGCCAGCUGGCCGCCAGCUCCCUGCUUAGCCAGCAGUAUGCCGCUUCCUUGGGUUUAGAAAAGUUGGUAAGCCCUCCAGCCUCAGCCGCGGCUUCCAGCCCUAGUUCUUCUCCAUCUCCACAACCUGUUUCAGAGCUUGACAUGUCCUCAGAGCCACAUCAGCUCACUUCCAAGGUCGGCAAGAGCCCCAUGGUGGAGCAGGCUGUCCAGACUGGUUCUCUUGAUAACCUGAACACCAAGAAGCAGUUACCUGGCAAGAGCACUGUGGGGAUGCAGCUUAAUGGGCGCCCGGCCCCACCGAGCAGCAAGACCGCCAGCGAUGUAGUUCAGCUGGCAGCUGUGCAAACUCAAGGGCAGGUGAAUGACGAGAACAGAAGACCUCAGAGGCAGCGAUCAGGGAACAGACGAACAACGAAUCGCUCCAGAGGGCAGAGCCGUCCAACUAACGUCAAGGAAAACACAAUCAAGUUUGAAGGCGACUUUGAUUUUGAGAGUGCAAACGCCCAGUUCAACCGAGAGGAGCUGGACAAAGAAUUUAAGAAGAAACUGAAUUUUAAAGAUGACAAAGCUGAGAAAGGGGAGGACAAGGACCUGGCGGUGGUGACCCAGAGUGACGAGGCCCCUGCAGAGGAGGACCACCUGGGGCCCAACUGCUAUUACGACAAAUCCAAGUCCUUCUUUGACAACAUCUCCUCUGAACUCAAGACCAGUUCCAGGCGGACAACGUGGGCUGAAGAGAGGAAGCUCAACACGGAGACCUUUGGGGUGUCGGGAAGGUUUCUUCGUGGCCGUAGUUUCCGGGGUGGAUUUCGAGGGGGCAGGGGCAACGGUGCAACCCAUCGUAACCCGACUUCCCACAGAGCUGGGACUGGCAGGAUGUAAGGAGGCAGCCGAAGGCUCUUGCCGGAGCAGUGCAGACGCCAGGCAGUGUCUACGAGGAUGCUGGAAAACGCUGCACUUACUGGGGAGACGUGGUCACUUUGUUUACUGAGUUUGGAGAAUUCCCAUGCUACUACUUACGUUUGGGACUGAACUGAACUAGGACGUGGUGUGAGUUAC
Molecule: messenger RNA, 1289 nt
Organism: Hippopotamus amphibius kiboko
Lineage: Eukaryota; Metazoa; Chordata; Mammalia; Artiodactyla; Hippopotamidae
Product: protein LSM14 homolog B-like
Exons: 1
Coding region: 219-1112 (297 amino acids)
Molecular function (GO): mRNA binding
Source: RefSeq, a predicted model, not a curated record